CGCACUUUGGAAUUUGUCUGACGAGAGACAAGUCGUUAGCUUACAUACUGUUUCCGCCGGAAACCGUCGAGCUAAUACAAAUUAACCGUACACACAUUUAUUACAAAGUUUUUUCGACAUUAGUAACUCACGACGAGUUAGUGGUUUACAGUUUAAUUACUUGUAAACACACAGUUGGUGACGAGUGUUAAGCUAACGUUAAAUUAACAUUAGCCACAACGUCCCUGAAUCAAUUCAAGUUUUUAUCAGUCAAGUUCAAUGUGUGCUUCAAUCUAAGAAAGGGCAAUGGUGUCCACUUUUCAACGGGAUGGCCAGAGUGAUCAACUUAAAUGAUCUGUAUUUUUAUUGCGCCUUCUCAAGGUUCUACAACCCCCCAAGGAAUUUUACUUGCCGACAUCAGAGAAAAGAUGCUGCUGAUGCUGGUGACCCUGUUCUGUGCCCCUGUCACUAAGGCCUGCCUCCAAUGUGACAGCACCAUCACGCGCAUGCAUGAGGACUUUAUCUUGUCAGCUCCCUCUGUGAACGACCAAAUCGAACUGCAAACGAUUUGUGACUAUGCCUACGUGACCUACAAAGAGACCAGCCAAGCACAAAAGGGGGUCAUCGAUUCGACCACCCUCUACAGAGCCAGAACUGAGUAUCAGAGUGAAUUUAACCGCUUCUUGACCGCAGACCACACUGGCUCUCUAGCGUUUGAUACCAUUCAGAUCAUGGAGAAAGGCAGGAAGAUUUUAGAGAAACACUUGGACACUUUCAUCCCCAACGGACUGUGCCCCAACAUGUGUGGGCUUCUGCAUAGAAGAGUAAUGAACUGCAUCUCUUGCCAGUAUGAGAUGUACACCUGUCCUUCUCCAACGGGCCAGCAGGACUGCGGUGUGUUCCCAGUGGAAGCAGAGGAGGGUGGACAAGCAGUGCUGAACUGUUUUCAUCCGUGGCAUCGGCUUGUGUUAGAAAAUCCGGAGUACUACUACUCCUGGGCACCAGGAAAGCCAGGAGCCAGAGAGCUGGAUGAAAGCGACUUCGCAGCCUUGGUGGUGACGUAUGACUCGUUUGCGGUGUUGAAUCAGCUCCAUUUGGAUGAACAAGGAACAUAUCGCUGCUCGUUGCAGGACCAAAAUGGAACCCUCUUCUAUCGAGUCACUUUCCUGCUCACAGUUGCCCCCUUGCCUCAUCAGACCCACCAAACCCCCGUCACUCUUCCGUUGCUGCCUCCUGGUGAUGACGACCCACCUUUACAGCCUACAGAGGAACUGCUGGUGGCACUCAUCGCCAUGGUGACAGCGCUGACUCUGACAGCCAGCGUGGGCCUCACAGUCGCCCUGGGAAUGAUGAAGAAUCGGCAGCAAGCAGCAAGUAAAGCAGGACGGAGGAAAAACGCACAGAAUACAGUGUGAUAAACGCCUCAUAGAGUAUACUUCCAUCCUUAAAUGUCAGCGAAUGUUUUCUCGCUUCAUUUCACACGUUUUGGUCUGUGGUCAAAACCGUUUCCCAGUUCGAGCGACCGAGUCACGCCACAGAAGUGCGAGUAAGUCACAUGUAAAUAACUCUCUCACAAAUACAACAAUGGUGAGUUGUAGAUGAGGGACAUUUUAAACACACCGGGGGUUUUCAUUGGACACACGUAUCAAAAGCAGUAAACCCUGUCAAAACCCAUCAGAACCCGGCAAGGACGUGUUCCCUCUGAAUGAAGAGACGCUUCAGUCACGUGGGUGUUUAAGAAAAGAAUCAGGGAUGAGGGAAAUCUCCUGGAUUAUAGUGGUUUUUUUUAGAUUAAUAGCCCAGGCCAUCCAAUUUAUCCCAGAUAAUCCCCUCACUGGGAAAAGAGAGUAAAAGCAAGCAGCAGAUGUUUUCAUCAGAGGUUCUACUGAUGUUUAGUUACUCCGAUCAGAGGUUUUUAAUGUGUUUGUAACGUUCCUCUUUCUGUGAAGUUUCACGUGAUUAAAAUACCUUCUGAUGACAAAAACUGAUUCAGAAACGGACUAUAAAUCA
Messenger RNA from Nothobranchius furzeri (turquoise killifish), 1989 nucleotides. RefSeq names its product izumo sperm-egg fusion protein 1. Lineage: Eukaryota; Metazoa; Chordata; Actinopteri; Cyprinodontiformes; Nothobranchiidae. The record is from RefSeq and is a predicted model, not a curated record. Gene Ontology annotation, molecular function: signaling receptor binding; protein binding involved in heterotypic cell-cell adhesion. Gene Ontology annotation, biological process: sperm-egg recognition; fusion of sperm to egg plasma membrane involved in single fertilization; heterotypic cell-cell adhesion. Gene Ontology annotation, cellular component: plasma membrane; acrosomal membrane.